AUGGCCUCUUUUGUUCUUGACCAUGUUCCAACUUCCCUGGUGGACCUCUUGACCAACACAUUGAUCCUACGCCAAACCGCCCCAUAUCUACCUAUCAGUUCUCUGUGCGCCUUGGCGAAGACAUCCAGAGCGCUUCGGCACAUCAUCCGCCAGUCUCCAGAAGCCUUCCGUUAUCUGGAUCUUUCUCCCAUCAAGUCUGCAAUAUGUCCUAUCAAAGAGCCACUGGAUUCUGGUGGUAACAACUGGCGACGUGAGCGUAUGGAUGAGUCGCUCACCGAGGAUGAUUUCUAUUCCGGGCCACUACGAAGCAUCUUCUCGAAACUUGAGCAGCAACAAGUCCUCCGCAACGUCAACACACUAGUGCUUGAUGGUCUCAGCGUAACAGCGGAGUGUGUGAAGGAGCUGAUAACAGAAGAUCGAUACAACGUCCGCAUCCUUUCGAUCCGAGAAGUGAAGCACUUGAACGAAAGGAAGCUUCAGCAGUACCUACGAUAUGCGGUGCGCCCAUCGAGACCAGCAGGGACGCCACGCGUCAAAGGCAUCUACCUUUUCGGUCCUCGCGACAUCGCCCCCCUUGUUACAUCGCCUGCGAAACGAUCCGCCUCGCCCGAUUCGCGAGGGGUCAUGUCAUCGCGAGGGGUCAUGUCAUCGCAAGGGGCGCAGAUAGGCGCAGAGUGGAACCAAAAGUCGACAGAGGCACUGAACACGGCACUGGCACGGACACAAGACAAAUGGUACCAGUCUUCGGGCAGAAUGAUAACAAAGCGUCCGUCGUCAGACUGGGCGGAGAUCCUGCAGGCGUGCGAGGGCAUCAUCGCAUUUGAUGCUGUGUUGUGCCGGGGUCCCAGGCACGACCCGUCAAAAGCCUACAUCAGAGAAGGAUCUGCUAGUAGCAUACCGCACCCAGCUUCAUUCCUUCGCCCUGCAAUCGCCACAGUCGCUCUGGGUCCUUCUGGAUGCGAGACUUGUCAUUCUUGUCCUGAAGAGCCAGCUACCUUCGGGCACUCUUCGCCUGCACACUUCCCACUCCUGAGCCCAGUCCCCCUUCACUGGAGCUCGAUUCGAGCAGCUCAGAAGCCUUACACGAUCGAUGGAUCAAGCCCACCUCCUCUUUUUGUGCGGUGUGAAGACUGUCUCAAGGGUCGCUGGUGCGAGCGCUGUCACAAAUGGUGGGAUGAGGGGUGCUAUGCUGGGUCAACGGUAGCACAACGCACCGAACUUCAACAAACCGAACUCCUGGAGACACUCAAUACCGACGGACGGACACAGUUGAUUCCCAAACAAACCAUCAAGGUACAUAUGGGCCUUUGCACACAGCACUGCCUCCGGGAUGAAUGGAUGGCCGGUGCUGGAGGAGACGGGAUGUGGGGAUGA
Messenger RNA from Parastagonospora nodorum SN15, 1374 nucleotides. RefSeq lists its product as hypothetical. The transcript has a single exon. The coding region runs from base 1 to 1374 and encodes 457 amino acids. The record is from RefSeq and is a predicted model, not a curated record. NCBI's taxonomy places the organism in Eukaryota, Fungi, Ascomycota, Dothideomycetes, Pleosporales, Phaeosphaeriaceae.